This is a messenger RNA of Cylicocyclus nassatus, 309 nucleotides long. NCBI's taxonomy places the organism in Eukaryota, Metazoa, Nematoda, Chromadorea, Rhabditida, Strongylidae. The record is from the annotation of a GenBank genome assembly.
AUGUCGAGUCAUAGACGUCUUGGUGGAGUUGCUGGUGGAAGGGAUCGAGCGGAUGGAAGGACGACGGUCGGAUCGAAGGAGGAUCGAUGGAUGGAGACCUGGACGGGAGCGCGUAAGAGUUGUAUCGUUGACGAUGGUACCGACGGCGAGCCGGGAAUAGGAAUUUCGACGCGCGAGUCUGAAGACGACUUCUGGCAGGAUUUGAUGGACAUUAGUGGACGAGUUCAUAUGGCGAAUCCACAAGAAGCGCAGGAGGACGCGCAAUCGGGCUAUAGUGUGAACUCGAACGGUACCAGUAGGCAACACUAA